AUGGCGUUUGGAGACCUGUUCCUGCACCUUCUGACCUGUCACCUCACACUUCUGUCUGAUGACUUUGGAUCUGACGACUUCUGCUCCGUCGUCUUCGAUGGAUUUUUACUCACGUCUUUUUCCAGUAAAGAGAACGUCCACAGACACACACUGCGGAUGCUGCUCCACCUUCACCACAAAGUCCUGCCUUCUUACAUGGACACACUACUGAAGACCCUGGAGCCUCCUAAACAGUGCAGUGACUCUCUGAGGGAGCUCUACACUCAGCUCACAGAAAAACUGGAAUCUCAGAAGAAGAGCCCCCCCCCAUCUGACGAGCCCCCCCCUCUAGACCUGGGACUGCACCCUGUGGGCGUACCCCCACCCACCCCGCUCUGA
Knipowitschia caucasica is the source of this 378-nucleotide messenger RNA. NCBI's taxonomy places the organism in Eukaryota, Metazoa, Chordata, Actinopteri, Gobiiformes, Gobiidae. The record is from the annotation of a GenBank genome assembly.